Messenger RNA from Kogia breviceps (pygmy sperm whale), 3809 nucleotides. It is a transcript of the gene POLE2, whose product is annotated as DNA polymerase epsilon 2, accessory subunit. The record is from RefSeq and is a predicted model, not a curated record. Gene Ontology annotation, cellular component: epsilon DNA polymerase complex. NCBI's taxonomy places the organism in Eukaryota, Metazoa, Chordata, Mammalia, Artiodactyla, Physeteridae. Gene Ontology annotation, biological process: error-prone translesion synthesis; DNA-templated DNA replication. Gene Ontology annotation, molecular function: DNA binding.
GGGCCGCAGCUUUGGCGCCAAAAAGCGAACAUGGCGCCGGAGCGGCUGCGGAGUAGGGUGCUCUCUAACUUCAAGCUGCGCGGCUUGCUGCUCCGGGGUGAAGCUAUUAAGUACCUCACAGAAGCUCUUCAGUCUAUCAAUGAAGUAGAGCUUGAAGAUGCACUGGAAAAGAUCAUUGAUGCAGUUGAAAAGCAACCCUUGUCAUCAAACAUGAUCGAACGGUCUGUAGUGGAAGCAGCAGUCCAGGAAUGCAGUCAGUCAGUAGAUGAAACUGUAGAACAUAUUUUCAAUAUCAUAGGAGCAUUUGAUAUCCCACGCCUUGUGUACAAUUCAGAAAGAAAAAAAUUUCUUCCUUUAUUAAUGACCAACCACCCUGCACCAAAUUUAUUUGGGACAGCAAGAGAUAAAGCAGAGCUGUUUCGUGAACGAUACACAAUUUUGCACCAGAGGACCCACAGACAUGAAUUAUUUACUCCUCCAGUGAUAGGUUCUCACCCUGAUGAAAGCGGAAGCAAAUUCCAGCUUAAGACAGUAGAAACCCUAUUGGGCAGUACAACCAAGAUCGGAGAUGUGAUUAUUCUUGGAAUGAUAACCCAGUUAAAAGAGGGAAAAUUUUUUCUGGAAGAUCCUACAGGAACAGUACAACUGGAUCUUAGUAAAGCUCAGUUUCAUAGCGGUUUAUACACAGAGUCAUGCCUUGUCUUAGCAGAGGGUUGGUUUGAAGAUCAGGUGUUUCAUGUCAAUGCCUUUGGAUUUCCACCCACUGAACCCUCUAGUACUACUAGGGCAUACUAUGGAAAUAUUAAUUUUUUUGGAGGGCCUUCUAAUACAUCUGUGAAGACUUCUGCAAAACUAAAACAACUAGAGGAUGAGAAUAAAGAUGCCAUGUUUGUGUUUAUAUCUGAUGUUUGGUUGGACCAAGUAGAAGUAUUGGAAAAACUUCACACCAUGUUUUCUGGUUAUUCACCAGCACCUCCAACUUGCUUUAUUCUGUGUGGCAAUUUUUCAUCUGUACCAUAUGGAAAAAAUCAGGUUCAAGCUUUGAAAGAUUCCCUAAAAACUUUGGCAGAUAUAAUAUGUGAAUACCCAAAUAUUCACCAAAGUAGUCGAUUUGUGUUUGUACCUGGUCCAGAGGAUCCUGGAUUUGGUUCCAUCUUACCAAGGCCGCCAUUUGCUGAAAGCAUCACUAAUGAAUUCAGACAAAGAGUACCAUUUUCAGUUUUUACUACUAAUCCUUGCAGAAUUCAGUAUUGUACACAAGAAAUUAUUGUCUUUCGUGAAGACUUAGUGAAUAAAAUGUGCAGAAACUGUGUCCGUUUUCCCAGUAGCAAUUUGGAUAUUCCUAAUCAUUUUGUAAAGACUAUCUUAUCCCAAGGACACCUGACUCCUCUCCCUCUUUAUGUCUGCCCGGUGUAUUGGGCGUAUGACUAUGCUCUGAGAGUGUACCCUGUGCCUGACUUACUUGUCAUCGCAGACAAAUACGAUCCUUUUACUUUGACCAAUACCGAAUGCCUCUGCAUAAACCCUGGCUCUUUUCCAAGAAGUGGAUUUUCAUUCAAAGUUUUUUAUCCUUCCAGUAAGAUAGUAGAAGAUAGCAAACUCCAAGGUUUUUGAGAUUCUUAAAGACCAUCUGAAGAAACAGAAUUCAUCAAUUUUCUGCUUAAUUUUAAUUUUAUGUAAUUUUGAUAUUAAGUUAAAAUAAAAUUAUGGUAAACUUUAGGAUGUUCUGCUUAAAUUUCUAUUUUAUGAAAUUUUGAUAUUAAAGUAAACACGAUGGGGACUUCCCUGGUGGUGCAGUGGUUAAGACUCCAUGCUGCCAGUGCAGGGGGCCUGGGUUCAUUCAAUCCCUGGUCAGGGAACUAGAUCCCGCACACGGCAACUAAACGCACACCGCCGUGAAGAUCCUGCACGCGGUAACGAAGAUCCCACAUGCCGCAACUAAGACCCGGCACAGCCAAGUAAGUAAGUAAAUAUUUUUAAAAUAAAUAAAAUAAAAUAAAACAUGAUGGUUUACUUUAUGAAUUUUUAUAGGAAAAAUAUUUUCUGCAUAAUCUUUUAUGAAAAAUAUGAAAAUGUGUAAAAAUAUAUAAUCCAAGUAUACAUUUGUGUUUAAAAAUUUAAGUUUCAUUAUCUCUGUACUAGUUACACGCUAAUGUUCACCAUAAGAGUCUUAAUAGUAUAUUCAAAAAUUGCAAAUUGUUUAAAUUUCAAGUCACAGAAUCUAUUCUAAUGAUAGUGAAAACCUUUGUUUCAGGAUAUUACUAUGAUAUUCAUUACAUAAUUAACUUUUGGCACUGAAAAUUUAAAAACACACUGUCCUCAUAGUUUUUACAUUUAAAAGGAAUAAUAUUCACUUUGAAGCAAACUGUUUUGUUAUUUUGGGUAUAAUAACUCAACCCCAUGCCCUUAUCUAUUAAUUUAUGGGGGGGGGGACUAUGGUGAUGGCCCAGAAAUGAAUCUGAAUGACAGGAAGUUGUUAAGCAUACAAAGAGUAUUUCAAAUGUAGGAAUAAUCUUAAUAUUACAGAAAGACUGGAAUGGAAGAUAUUUCUUUCAAAGCUUUUUGGGGAAGAGAUACUGAUAAAAAAAUUAACAUGACACCAAAAGAAAAUUCCUCAAGAAAUUUAAUCUGAAUGUUGUGAUAAGUGAAUUCUGGUUAAGGAUGAAGUGGCAAUUUGAGAUGUGGUUUAAGGAUGUAAAAUUUCAGAGUAUUAGAAGAGGUCUGAUGUUAGAAGAGCAAGAUUGAGCUUUAAUUUCAAGAAUAGCCUGGAAAUUUUGACUAAAGGUGAAAUCAAGGCAUAAGUUCAAAAGCUACUAGAUUACUUGGGAAAAUUUACAAUUUGGGCCUUGUAAGUGAAAUAGAAACUGCAAGGUUGUUGGUCCAGUUACAAGAACCAUAGAGCUACAUAUGAAAGAUUUCUUUAGGAACACAUUUAAUGCCUAAAAAGAUAGGGUAUGUUUACGGGUUAGCAAGGUGACGUAAGAUGAAGCAGAGCAGUUAACUAUGUACGAGCCAAUAAGUUGCCAGAAUCAGGCAAUAAUUAUUAGAAUAAGACAGGAACUAGAAUCAGGUGGAGGUGGACAUUGUCUGGAAAUGAAAAGGAAGCAGAGGUCUGAAAAAUGGGCUAGCAGAGGAACAGCACUGCAAGGGUAUCCAGGGCUAAUACUCUGGGGAACAGAGAGGUGGUGUGCUCCCCAACUUGGUGUUUAAUCAGCUGAAGCACGGCUCACCGCACCGCAGGAAUCUGGGUAUGAGACACCGUCAUGUGACAUUAUGCCUUAGGGGCCAGGUAGAUCACACAAGAUGGGAGUAGGUUGAGAUUUCUCUGCUAUGAGAAAAGCCAACACUUGGUCUCAGUGUGGGGAAACCACAGGAAGUGCCAGUGCAUGUGAUGAGGUAGGAGAGAAACCUGGAUGGUGUCUCAACAUUGAGGUAAUGCCAACAUUGUGUUAAAUGUUGCUGAGAGUUUCAACAAAAUGGGAACAGAAAAAUGAUCACUGGAUUUAACAACUACCAAUUAAUAACUACCCCAAUCAAUAAAUAUUCUUCUAUAAUAUCUAUUUGAAUGCCUGCACAGAAUCCCAUUGCAUGGCUGUACCAAAAUCUGCUCAACCAGUCCCACUGUUGAAUUAUUAGCUUCUUCCCAAACUUUUAGAAUCAUAAUGUUUCUUGAGAAUGCUCUCAAAGUUGGAAUUGCUGGACCAAAACAAGUAUGCACGUUCUAAAGGCUUUUUAUACAGCUACCAAACUACUCUCUAGAAAGGUUUUAUUAAUGUAAUUCUACCACCCCAAGGAAAUAGAGUAAUUGU